ACCGUGAGGUGGAUACGAGGGCAUAUUGUGUGGGUGAUGAUCUGGCGAGCUGUAGCACCGGCGGGUGACCUGCUGCAUUGUCACCUUUCUCUCGUGACGGCAAGGCCAGAUGAUCUGGAUGGAGUCCGCGCGGUGCAUGAUAUACCUGUGCUCCCCGAAGCUCCGCAGCCUACGAGAGCUGGAGGCGCACCGGAUGCACCUGUCUGACAUCGCCCCCCACGACACCACCAGGGACCUCAUCCUCCUGAACCAACAGCGGCUGGCAGAGAUUGAGCUGUCCAACCAGCUGGAGAGGAAGAAGGAGGAGCUGCGGGUCCUCUCCCAGCACUUGGCCAUAGAAAAGAAGAAAACCGAGACCUUGCUUUAUGCCAUGCUGCCGGAACAUGUGGCCAACCAGCUGAAGGAGGGCAAAAAGGUCGCUGCGGGUAAAGCAUUCCCUCCCCUUCAUGGGUGCCUCUGGGCAAGAGUAGCGGUGUGCCUCAGGGGAGAAUUUAAAACCUGCACCAUUCUCUUCAGUGACGUGGUGACAUUUACUAACAUCUGUGCUGCCUGCCAACCUAUCCAGAUAGUGACCAUGCUGAAUUCCAUGUAUUCCAAGUUUGACAGAUUAACCAGUGUCCACGAGGUCUACAAAGUGGAAACUAUAGGAGAUGCCUACAUGGUGGUAGGGGGCGUACCAGUGCCCAUUGGGAGUCAUGCUCAAAGAGUGGCUAACUUUGCUCUGGGGAUGAGAAUUUCUGCAAAAGAAGUGAUGAAUCCUGUUACUGGAGAGCCCAUCCAGGUAGAGAGAAACUGA
This is a messenger RNA of Acinonyx jubatus (cheetah), 796 nucleotides long. RefSeq names its product guanylate cyclase soluble subunit beta-2-like. The transcript has 3 exons. Gene Ontology annotation, molecular function: guanylate cyclase activity. Gene Ontology annotation, biological process: cGMP biosynthetic process; response to oxygen levels. Gene Ontology annotation, cellular component: guanylate cyclase complex, soluble. The record is from RefSeq and is a predicted model, not a curated record. Bases 110 to 796 code for a protein of 228 amino acids. Lineage: Eukaryota; Metazoa; Chordata; Mammalia; Carnivora; Felidae.